AGACCGUGUUAGAAAGGUAAGCGUCCUGUUUUAAAACCUUCCGUGAAUUAUGUGGAAGUUUAAGUCUUCUGUAGUAAGCGUGCCUUCACAUUAAUGCAAACUCCACAGUGUUUUUACAUGCAUAAAUUCCCCGCUUUAAAACGAGUCAGUAUCUACGACACAUAAAACGAUUCCUGCUUCGAGAUUCGCGUAUUAAUUCUUGAACUCCAGUGACGAGGAGGAUUCCGUCCGGCAGGAUCCCUGCGAUGAGUGUCCCGCUCUCGGUCCGCACGGAGCCCCUGGGGCGCAGUGUGAUCCGGGGGGACCCCUACACUGUGUGGGUGCUGAAGGAGGGCUACUGCGUCAGCGAGGCGGACGGAAGCUGCCGGGCGGACGGCUCCAUCACCCUGCUCACGGGGCCCCUGGUCAUAGUGGUGGACACGGGGGGCCCCUGGGACCGGCAGCUGCUGCUGGACCGGCUGGCGGAGAGGGGGCUGCAGACAGGGGAUGUGAGCCAUGUGAUCUGCACCCAUGGCCACUCGGACCACGUGGGCAACCUGAACCUGUUCCCAGGGGCCACGCUGGCCGUGGGCUGCGAUGUGAGCCAGGGAGACCACUACCUGAGCCACGGGCUGGGGGAGGGCCAGCCGUUGGCCCUGGACCCCCACGUGGAGGUGGUGCCCACCCCGGGCCACGCUGGCAGGGACACCAGCGUGCUGGUUCUGAUCCCAGCGAUUCACAUCCACGCUACCGGGAGAGCUGGCUGCUGCGCCAACCGCUGUGGGAUGUUCCUCUCCAUCGCCUUCGCUGCAGUGGGGUUCGCUGGCGCCCUCUACAGCUUAGCUGUGGCGUUGCUGGGCUUGGUGAAUGGACCCACUUGCCUGUUCUCGUACGAGGGGAAACCUAUUUGGGGAGCUCCCUUCAGCGAGAAGUAUUAUGGGAGCAAUGAGAGCUACCUUGUGGACAGGGAUCUGUGGAAGCGCUGUGAGGAGCCCAAGCAUGUGGUGGAGUUCAACAUGGUGCUCUUCUCAAUCCUCACUGUAGCCAGCGCCAUCGAGCUGCUGCUCUGCGGAUUCCAGGCAGUGAACGGGCUGUUCGGGUGCCUGUGCGGCACCUGCGGGGGCAAAGGGCAAAGAGCUUGAAUAUGGAGACCUGUCUGGAAUCCUCCCAGUUCCAAUCCAACACAGACCGGUCUGGGCUUUGAGAGAGAGCACUGACUUUAUUAACUGGAACAUGUUCAUAUUCUGAAGUGACGCUGAUCUUCAAGCUUCGACGCACAGAUAUCUGAAAACUGUUUGAAUGCUUGCUUUUGUAAUUACUGUAUUUGUAAAAUUUAAAGAUAUUUCGAUUUAAAAAGCUGUGUGUUGUUUCAUUUUGAUGCCCCCGGUUUGCACACGGUAGAUGUAUUGAAGGGCUCCGGUAUCAGAACACGUUUAGAUUUCCUCUUUGCCAGCAUGUCCACAAGGGGGCGCCAAUACACAAGAACGUGCAGCUGCUGCAUUCUUCCCAGGAGCGCUCUGAACUCGUGUUAAUAAUAAUAAUAAUAAUAAUAAUGA
Molecule: messenger RNA, 1535 nt
Organism: Polyodon spathula (Mississippi paddlefish)
Lineage: Eukaryota; Metazoa; Chordata; Actinopteri; Acipenseriformes; Polyodontidae
Product: metallo-beta-lactamase domain-containing protein 1-like
Exons: 6
Coding region: 246-1121 (291 amino acids)
Cellular component (GO): membrane
Source: RefSeq, a predicted model, not a curated record